UGUUCCAUCCCAUGAGUGAGAGUGAGAGAUGAUAUUAAGUAUUCCUUAUAUGGUUUAUUUAUUGAUUUCGACAAUUACACGCAAAUGUUAGAUUUAAUUCCUUAUCCUAGAAUCUAAAUUUCGCCAUAUUUGUAUUAAACAGUGUACUAGUAGAUCUCCCCUCUUAAAGUUCUUAAAGUUAUUGAACAGAAAUAAUUUUACCAUUAAUAUGACUACCACAACAUCAACAUCGGAUAUGCCACGACAUACACUACGACAGACAGACUUUCUUCCAUCCCGUUUUUCUGGCGAUCAGCUAGAUAGAGACAACUCGACCGCACAUUGUCUGACUUUUGAUGAUUACCUGGACGCACACAAUAUAGACUCAACUGACCCCAACCAAUUCCAGACUAUACUCCGAUCUUUCCGUCGCACAUUGCAGGGACAGGCUAGGCUAUGGAUAGACGGACUGACUUUUAAUUCAUAUGACGACUUGAAAGACGGGUUUGUAAGGAGGUUUAGCCCAGCUAAGUCUUCAUACAGCCAUGUUAGGGACUUUAACACAAUGACGAUGACUGACGGGGAGAGCGCAGAGGCGUAUCUCCAGCGACUUAGACAGACUGCGUCUUACAUCAAUUAUGGCGAGGCACAGAUUAAGCACAGAUUGCUAGAUUCUCUGCCAAAUGAAUGCCGUGCAACAAUAUUGAUGUCUGCCUCAGCCUCUGACAUAACUUGUGACGAAAUAGCAGCUAAGGCGCAGCUAUUUCUUGACUUACGAAAGGACUCGACUCCACAGACAAAAGAACUGACCUUCUCUGCCCAGGCAGAAAUUGAUCUUCUCAGGGAGGAGAUCAAUUCAAUGAAAAUGGCCGACACCCCCAGUAACGACAGAGACCGCGGCAGAGCCCCUAACCGACGAUCUCCAACACCACGACGAAACCACCAUAAUAGGAGUAUCGACCGUAGUUUCCCCCAACGACGACAAGACCGACGUCGUGAUCGGUAUCGUGACUAUCAUCAUGAUACUAGACGCGGUAGGAGCCCAUACCGCAAUAACCGUACCUUUAAUGACCGGCGACCAAGACUGACAUGUGACUAUUGUCGCAUACCAGGACAUGUCUGGCGAGAAUGCCGACGACGACUUAGGGACAUUGAGACACAGCCACGACGUGACUACAAUGUUCAGCGACAAUUCUACAGACAACGGACGGGCUACGGCCAACAGCAACAGGAUUUUUAAGACGGGAAGGAGUCAACAGCGCUCGUUAUCUUCCUUCCCGAUCUAAAAAUCAGACCAGGCCUGACAUUGACUUGACUUCGACUCAUUUAGGGACUGAAGACGUAGAACUUAAGUUGACAGAUAGGAACUUUGUGAAAGGUCGUUUACCUAAUGGCAAGAAUGUAUUCAUUUUGUUCGAUAGUGGAGCAACCAAGACUAUAAUCUCCGCUAAUUAUGUCCAAUCGUCUUCCUAUCUUUCUAGCCUCCCUAAACAGAAAGUAAGACCAGUUAGGUUUAAAAUCGGAAACGGUCAGUUCCUAACAGCGUUUUCUGCUAUCAAACUACAUGUCUUCAUUCAAGGUCACAAGUUUGAAAUAUCUGCUUUGGUUGCGAACAAUCUUGUGGGAGUAGACAUGAUUUUGGGCAACAAUUCCCUUUCUGAUUUAGACGGUACACUCCAUUUUAGGAAUCAUGUAUUCAAAAUUAAAUCUAAGAAGGUCUCAUUUCCCCCCACUAACAAAAUGACCAUUGACCCUGGCACUUCUAAAUUUGUGACAAUACAUGGCAAAGCCCCACCCCACUUGCGCAAUUCUGAUAUCAUAUUGACAGCAAACAGUUACUUAGGCAGGCAUUGUCCAUCUACAAUGAUAGUUAAGUUGGUUAAGGGACAGACACAGCUACUUGUGACUAAUUCAACAGACAAACCACUCCAUUUGGCAAAGGGUAGACCCAUUGCAUAUUUGGAUACUAGCGAUCUUAUAAAUGUGACCCAUGACUUGCCAAUUAAUGACAUUAACAUGACUUUAAACUCCAUGGACAAUUUGAAUGUGACACAGACGAAUUCCAACACAGAUGCUGUUAGAAUUAAUAACUUGGAGAGAUACCCCCACCUUGACCCAAAUGAUUCCAUUGUUGACAUGACAGAAGAAGAAAUAAUAAAGAAACACAUUGACCUGACUGGAAGCAUUCUGUCUCAAAAUGAAAGGCAAGAAAUAGUUCGCAUUUUGAUGGAUAAUAGGGAUGCAUUUUCUCUCUAUGGCGAGCUAUCUAGUUGUCCAAAUUUUGAGGUAGAUAUUGAACUGACUGACAAUGAACCAUUUUUCAUACGACCUUACUUUGCAACUGAAACUGACAAGACUAAGAUAGAGUAUGAGCUUAGCAAACUUGUCAAAUUGGGAAUUUUGGAGGUAGGACAUCAAUCAUAUACUUCACCUGUACUCCUUCUUUCUAAGAAAAACACCACUGACAAAAGGGUUGUGACAGACGUUCGCUAUCUCAAUUCGAGAAUCAAGCGAAUAAAUCACCCAUUCCCCCUACUUUCUGAAACACUCAAACGCAUUGGCAAUGCUAAUACACGAGUUCUUAGUGUGAUUGAUUUGAAGUCAGCUUUCCAUUGUAUUCCCUUAUCCAAAUCAGCUCAAAAAUACACAGGCAUCGCCUCAUAUCAUGGUGGUAAACAUUACUUUUAUAAGCGAUUAGCUCAAGGCUUGAAUGUUUCCCCUGCUAUCUUUCAGGCAAAGAUUGAUGAUAUUUUGGGGUCGAUCCCCAAUUCUCGACAAUUUUGCAUAGCUCAUCAUGACGACAUUAUACUAUUUAGCCGUGACAAGACCACCCAUCGGUCACAUUUAGUAGAUGUAUUGAAGGCCCUUUCUGACAAUGGUCUUAAAGUUAGCCCAAAGAAGUGCAAACUUUUCCGCACUGAUGUUGAUUAUAUGGGACAUAGAAUCACCAUUAAUGAAACAGGAGAGGCAUGUUUUCAGCCCCUACGUGAUAGGUGCGCUGCCAUUCAUACCAUGCCCAGACCAAAGACCCCGAGACAAGUUAGGAGACUAGUGGGAGCAGUUAACUAUGUUGCUGGAUUUUUCCCAAAUAUACAAUCUGUUCUAAAACCACUACAUCAACUGACUAGGAAGAAAAACAAGUUUGUUUGGACUGACCAACAUGAAACUGCCUUCAAU
This is a messenger RNA of Lytechinus variegatus (green sea urchin), 3156 nucleotides long. RefSeq lists its product as uncharacterized. Bases 209 to 1219 code for a protein of 336 amino acids. Lineage: Eukaryota; Metazoa; Echinodermata; Echinoidea; Temnopleuroida; Toxopneustidae. The record is from RefSeq and is a predicted model, not a curated record. The transcript has a single exon.